Anolis sagrei ordinatus is the source of this 3031-nucleotide messenger RNA. The record is from RefSeq and is a predicted model, not a curated record. Lineage: Eukaryota; Metazoa; Chordata; Lepidosauria; Squamata; Anolidae.
ACGCCCGAGGAGGAGGCCAUGCACGUCGUCAAGAGAGAUGGCCGCCAUGAGCGCGUCAUGUUUGACAAGAUCACCUCCCGGAUCCAGAAGCUGUGCUACGGUCUUAAUCUGGAUUUCGUGGAUCCGGCUCAGAUCACCAUGAAAGUGAUCCAGGGCCUCUAUAGCGGCGUCACCACCGUGGAGCUGGACACUCUGGCCGCUGAGACAGCCGCCACCCUGACCACCAAGCACCCCGACUACGCCAUCCUCGCCGCUAGGAUCGCCGUCUCCAACCUGCACAAGGAGACCAAGAAAGUCUUCAGCGAUGUGAUGGAAGACCUGUACAACUAUGUGAACCCUCACAACAGCAAGCAUUCUCCCAUGAUUGCGAAGGAGACGCUGGACAUCGUUUUGGCCAACAAAGACCGACUGAACUCUGCUAUUAUUUACGACCGCGAUUUCUCCUACAAUUAUUUUGGCUUUAAGACACUCGAGCGCUCGUAUCUUCUGAAAAUCAAUUCUAAAGUCGCUUCUGCGUCCCAGCACAUGCUGAUGCGGGUCUCUGUGGGGAUCCACAAGAGCGACAUCGACGCGGCCAUUGAGACCUACAACCUGCUCUCCGAGAAGUGGUUCACCCACGCCUCCCCCACCCUCUUCAACGCCGGCACCAACCGCCCCCAGCUCUCCAGCUGUUUCCUGCUGUGCAUGAAGGACGACAGCAUCGAAGGCAUCUAUGACACGCUGAAGCACUGUGCGCUCAUCUCCAAGUCGGCCGGAGGGAUCGGUCUCGCUGUCAGCUGCAUCCGCGCCACCGGGAGCUACAUUGCAGGGAGCAGAGUUACAGAAAGUGCCUUUUGGGUCAACCGCUGGGGUCCCCCUUGGUCACCUUUGACCCUCCUUUUGCAGGACUGGUCCCUGAUGUGUCCCAACGAAUGCCCCGGCCUGGAUGAAGUCUGGGGAGAGGAGUUCGAAAAACUCUAUGAGAGCUACGAGAAGCAAGGCCGCGUGCGCCGCGUGGUGAAGGCCCAGCAGCUCUGGUACGCCAUCAUCGAGUCCCAGACGGAGACCGGCACUCCGUACAUGCUCUACAAGGACUCCUGCAACAGGAAGAGCAACCAGCAGAACCUGGGGACCAUCAAGUGCAGCAACCUCUGCACCGAGAUCGUGGAGUACACCAGCAAGGACGAGGUGGGUCGCAUGAGGGGGGAGUUGAGGUCCAAAACACAGGGAGGGCCCGCGUUUGCCACGCUUGGGAUGAAGGGAACUGAAGGCGAGGAGGAAGAGCUUCUCGUCCAGGGUGGUCUCCUCCUUCACUUGCCGGACAUCCUUCAGCGCCAGCAGCUUGUUCGGGGAGGCCGAGGCCGACGGGUCCGAGCUCUGGUAAAGGGCCGCCAUGGCGCCGGGGCCAGGCAAAGGCCCAUCGGGGGAGAAGGCGUCGCUAAGGGGCCUCCUCCUCCUCCUUCUCCCUCACCAACAGCCACGAAGGGCGUCGCCGAAAUCCGACGGAAAAGGCCAGCGACGCUGGAGCUGUCAAAGCCAAGAAGCGAGGCUCGCGCCGCUGUCACCGCCGCGCAUGCGCAGAAGGGCUCCUCCAUCCCUUUCUCCGCGGAGGUCUCCAACAAGCGUCACCGCCCCAUUGGGAUCGGGGUGCAGGGCCUGGCGGACGCCUUCAUCCUGAUGCGCUUCCCCUUCGAGAGUGCCGAGGCUCAGCUCCUCAACCAGCAGAUCUUCGAGACCAUCUACUACGCCGCGCUGGAGGCCAGCUGCGAUCUCGCCAAGGAGUGCGGCCCCUACGAGACCUACGAGGGAUGCCCCCUCAGCAAAGGGAUCCUGCAGUACGACAUGUGGAACGUGGUUCCCACGGACCUUUGGGACUGGAAGGCCUUGAAGGAGAAGAUUGCAAAGCACGGGGUCCGGAACAGCCUCCUGGUGGCCCCCAUGCCCACGGCUUCCACGGCUCAGAUCCUGGGCAACAACGAGUCCAUCGAGCCCUACACCAGCAACAUCUACACCCGGAGGGUCCUCUCUGGAGAGUUUCAGAUUGUGAACCCGCACUUGUUGAAGGACCUGACGGAGCGAGGCCUUUGGAACGAGGAGAUGAAGAACCAGAUCAUCGCCUGCAAUGGCUCCAUCCAGACCAUCCCCGAAAUCCCGGACGACCUGAAGCUGCUCUACAAGACGGUGUGGGAGAUCUCCCAGAAGACGGUGCUGAAGAUGGCCGCCGACCGAGGGGCCUUCAUUGACCAGAGCCAAUCCCUGAACAUCCACAUCGCCGAGCCCAACUACGGCAAACUGACCAGCAUGCACUUCUACGGCUGGAAGCAGGGCCUGAAGACCGGCAUGUACUACCUGCGGACAAAGCCGGCGGCCAACCCGAUCCAGUUCACGCUGAACAAGGAGAAGCUGAACAAGGAGAAACUGAGCAGCGCUGGGAAGGAGGAGGAAGGCGAGGAGGAGAAGAAGGAGCGCAACAAGGCGGCCAUGGUCUGCUCCCUGGAGAACAGGGACGAGUGCCUCAUGUGCGGGUCUUAACUGCGGAGGGAGCGAGUGGCAGAAGAUAGGAUUAGGUAGGUCUAGUUUACCUGGGACAAAGAGAGAGGCUCCCAGAAGCCUUUGACGUGCCUUGCGGCCAUCUUGCAGGACCCACACUAUUCGAAUUUGGGCCUUCUGGGUGUUUUGGACUACAACUCCCACUAUUCCUAACUUAAGCGGCUUAAGCGGCUGAGGGGGAAAAGGAAGGGGCCUGAGGCUGUUAGGAAUGGUGGGAGUUGUAGUCCAAAACACCCAGAAGGCCCAAAUUCACCCAUCCUGAUAUAGGUCAAUUUUCUCUACUGUUGUAGUCCUGGGACUGGACAUUCCCUGUGUUAUCCUUUGCAACUUCCUGCUGUACGAUGUUCUCUUUCACUUCCCAGCAACAAAGCCCGUUCCUUCCUGGCCAUCCUGAAUCCGUGGCCUCUUUUUGGUGGCUCUGGACUAUUUAUUGAGGGCAGGGGGUCCCAGGCAGGGUCCUCUGACCCACUUCAGUGCAUUAAUAAAAACCUUGAGGUGCAAA